Messenger RNA from Penicillium coprophilum, 381 nucleotides. RefSeq names its product protein translocase subunit TIM13 (gene tim13). The transcript is spliced from 2 exons. The record is from RefSeq and is a predicted model, not a curated record. The coding region runs from base 19 to 381 and encodes 120 amino acids. NCBI's taxonomy places the organism in Eukaryota, Fungi, Ascomycota, Eurotiomycetes, Eurotiales, Aspergillaceae.
CAAACUCACUCUUUCAUAAUGUCGUCGCUUUUCGGUUCCGGCUCUGCCGCCCCCAUUCAGACCUCCGAGGAGAUCAAGGCAGCCGUCAUGCGCCAGCUCCAGCAGGAGGCCGCCAUGUCCAACGCCCGCUCCCUGAUCGGAAAAAUCAACAAGCACUGCUUCAAGGCUUGCGUUCCCGCCCCCGGUACCUCGCUCUCGGCCAAGGAGAACACCUGCCUGUCCAGCUGCAUGGAGAAGUACAUCGCCAUGUGGAACCUCACAAGCAAGACCUACAUCGCCCGUGUCGGUGUGGAGACUAAGCGUCUCGGUGGUCAGGAUGCUGCUGCCAUUGCCUCCAUGGCUACUGGCAUGCCCGAGGGCGGCAGCGGAAUCCUAGGCUAA